Messenger RNA from Paramecium tetraurelia, 404 nucleotides. RefSeq lists its product as uncharacterized. The transcript has 3 exons. Gene Ontology annotation, cellular component: ribosome; cytosolic large ribosomal subunit. Lineage: Eukaryota; Ciliophora; Oligohymenophorea; Peniculida; Parameciidae. The record is from RefSeq and is a predicted model, not a curated record. Gene Ontology annotation, biological process: cytoplasmic translation. Gene Ontology annotation, molecular function: structural constituent of ribosome.
AUGGGCAAAAAGGAAAAGGGAAAGCCAAAUCCAUUGGGGGAAGUGAGCAGAGAUUAUACUAUUAAUCUUCAUAAGGCUGUUCACAAGGAAACAUUCAAGAGAAAGGCUCCUCGUGCAGUCAGUCACAUUAUUAGAUUUGCUCAAAAGAAUAUGUUGACAGAGGAUGUUAGAGUUGAUCCACAAUUGAAUGAAGCAGUUUGGAAGACUGGUAUCCGCAAUUUGCCAAGAAGAAUCAGAGUCAGACUAUAGAGAAAGAAGAAGGAAGAAGACGACGGAAAAGGCAAAUAUUACACUCUUGCUCAGUAUGUUCCAGUUGACACAUUCGCAAACCUCAAGACAGAGAUCACAAAAGUUUAAUGAUUUACAUAAUUGUACAAUACAAUAUAUUAAAUAUGUUUCUUAAA